AGCCGACUAUCUUAAUUUUACCGGGAAAACUCUUUCCCUUGGUCUUCUAAUUAUUAAUAACUAUUUUCGGAAAGUUUUAUAGAUAUGCUAAAAUCAUUUGACACAUCACAAACUUUUGUAAAAUUUGUUGAGAAAAAAUGUGCUGAAAUAUAUUUUCGGAAAGAAAAUUCCUUCACAAUAAUAUGCCUUCAUUGCGAGUUGAAAACCUUCGAUUUCGAAGAGUAUUUACAGCAUUUCAAAAGUACUCAUCUAACAUCAUGGUCUUCAUUCACAAGUACUUCCAGCACAGAAAUAACUGAAAUUAGAAUUGAAGAAGGCAACAGCAAUGAAUCCUCUCUAUGUAUGCCAGAUGUUUACAAAGAUUUUAGUGCUCUGAUUGAAAUGCAGGAGGUGCCGAUUGCCGAUACGGGCAGUUUAUUAGCAGACAAAGGGGAGAGUGAGGAUUUAUCGUUUGAUGUUUUGAAUGACGACAAUGAUUGGUUAAGUGAUCAACAAACAGAAAACAGUGAAGAAAAGCAAAGUGAUAACAAUCCCGAAUUUAUUCCUAGGAUUUUAAAAACAGCAACUCAGCAAAAUCAUACAACCAAUACGGAAUACAAAUGUGAAGAAUGCAAUAGAAUUUAUAAGUUUUGGAAAAAUUUGCAACGACAUAUAAAAAAAUACCAUAAGGAGGAGUCUAAGUUUCCUUGUAUACGGUGUAAACAGUACUUUCAUGAUGAACGGACGCUGAAUGAUCACCAACGAAAAAAGCAUGCCGGAUUCCCAUGUGGAGAAUGCGAUAAAGUCUAUUCAAGUAAAGAUUCGUUGCAAAUGCAUCAAUAUAAGCACACGGGUGUCCGGGGUUUCCAUUGCAGUAUAGCAGGUUGUGACAAGUCUUUUUUUAGCCCGAAACAAUUAUCUGUACACACACGCAUUGUUCAUCGGCUGGAGAAGAAUUUUGUUUGUGAAGUAUGUGGAUACCGUACCAAAGGUCAGCCUGCUCUUAUAGUACACAAACGUUCGCACACUGGUGAAAAGCCGUUUAUUUGUAAGCAAUGUGGCAAAGCCUUCGCUUCAAAGUCACUUCUUUGCGAGCAUGAGCCAACGCAUUCUACUGAGCGACCCCAUAUUUGCGACGUUUGUGGACGAGCGUUUUCACGUCCAAAAGCACUGUAUCAUCACAAACAUCUGCAUCUAGGUGUAAAAAAAUUCGUGUGUAAGCUCUGCGGUCGAGCUUAUGCACAAAUGGCUGGACUAGCGGGCCAUAUGCGUCAACAUAAGGCUGAAAAUUGUUUAAAAAUCCGAUCCGAACCGGAAAUGCUUAAAAUUCUUCCUACAUUACCGAAUUUUGGAAAUUACAAAAAUACGAAUUCAAAAUGUGCUGAAAUCCAUUAUCAGUCAUCAAUAUUUUCAAUUUUGUGUAUUAAGUGCGGCAUGGAAACGAUAUCAUAUGCUGAUUUUUGUGAACAUUCCAACAAACAUAUGUUAGAAUACAAUAACAAAUUAUCUGAAAGCGAAGAAAUUACCAUAAGUAAUGUAAGCAUCAAUGAGUCCUGUUUCAGAGGUAAACACGACCCACUUAAAAUUGAAGUGAACAAUCAAACAGAAGAUUCCGCAUUGGCUUUAAAUUUGCUGAAGGAUGAUAAAGAAGAAACGGAAAGACAUUAUAUAUACCACAAAAAGUAUAUCGUCGACUUUGAAAUAAAUGACAAAGAAGUCUUGGAAGAUCAUAUAAAAUUAGAAAAUUUUGAAGUAAACUUCAAUACACCUUCCGAAAACUUUGAUGUCGCACAACAAAUGAGUUUAGAUACUGAAAAUACAACGGAAUCUAAGGCCGGACGCUUAACGGACAAUAAUCAAGAAAUCGGUUUAUUGAAAAAAAGUACUAAACGUCCUUACAAAACGCGUAACACACCAAAUAUGUGUACAUAUUGUGGUAAAACGUUUCGACGACGCUUACAGCUUGAUACUCAUCUAAACAUACACACCGGUUCCAAACCACAUCAAUGUGAGAUUUGCGGACGCCAAUUUCGUGCGGAAACGACAUUAGCACGUCACCGUAGCACUCAUGAGCAGCGGGAAGUUUUCAAUUGCAAAUUUUGUGCAAACACCUUUACACGCCGCGCUGCUUUGCUAAGUCACGAGUUGAGGCACACGCAAAAAAGGCAUAUACCCUGCGAUGAGUGCGAAAAGUUAUUUUACACAAUCAAUCAAAUGGAUACACAUAAACGGAAAGUACAUAACAAAUCCGAUGACGCCUCCCUCCCUUAUAAAUGUAGUCUAUGCGUAAAACGCUACCGUAGUGCUUCAAUGCUAAGCACUCAUAAGUAUAAAAAGCACUAUAAAACUGCAAAAAUCAGUUGCGAACAAUGUGGCAAAAAGUUCAUAGACGAAGCUCAACUGGAUUCCCACAAAACAAUGAUGCACGCAAUAUUGAGGAUCACCAAUAAACCUUCAAUUAUCAGUUAAAUUUAUAAAUACAUUAGACUGUUAAGGGCAAUAUUUUUUUAGAAAAAUGUGUAAUCGUAUUAAACUAGUUGAAGUAUUGAAUUUUCCCUGAAUAUAGAUUUAUUAGGGUAAAAGGAUGAUUAAUUCGAUAAAACAUACAAUAAAUUGUUUAUGUGUACAU
Molecule: messenger RNA, 2608 nt
Organism: Ceratitis capitata (Mediterranean fruit fly)
Lineage: Eukaryota; Metazoa; Arthropoda; Insecta; Diptera; Tephritidae
Product: zinc finger protein 420
Exons: 4
Coding region: 85-2448 (787 amino acids)
Biological process (GO): regulation of transcription by RNA polymerase II
Cellular component (GO): nucleus
Molecular function (GO): DNA-binding transcription factor activity, RNA polymerase II-specific; RNA polymerase II transcription regulatory region sequence-specific DNA binding
Source: RefSeq, a predicted model, not a curated record